UCAGACUGGAAGAGCCCAUCGUUCACAGAGGGAAGAAUGUAGUAUUGCACAUCAUUGUAGAGCAAAGGCGCCGAGACAGUACAUGCGACUAUAUGGUUACCAAAGAAGGUUCAUAAACUUCUUCCAAUCAUUGUUAUGUUAGCUGUAUUCCCUCCAUCGCCCCCGUGACUGAACGAUGUGAAUUCGGAAUGCUACUCCCCAUGUCUUGAAACGUUUCUGAAAAUGGACCCUGGCAACGGCGAGCUCCAGCUGUGAACGCGACGGGAUCCGGAGCGGAACCCGGACCGGCCGACCACCAGAAUCCGGAGCGGAACCCGGACCGGCCGACCACCAGAAUCCGGAGCGGAACCCGGACCGGCCUACCACCAGGAUCCGGAGCGGAACCCGGACCGGCCGACCACCAGGAUCCGGAGCAGAAACCGGACCAGCACUCCAAAAGCAUCCAGAGCAGCACACCACUAGGAUCCGAAGCAAAACCCAGACCAACACUCCAACAGGAUCCGGAGCAGCACACCAAUAGGAUCCGGAGCGGAUCCCGGACCAGCUCACCAACAGGAUCCGGAGCAGCACACCAAUAGGAUCCGGAGCGGACCCCCGGACCAGCAGACCACCAGGAUCCGGAGCAGCACACCAACAGGAUCCGGAGUGGAAACUGGACUGGACACCGCGUGGUCUGCUGACAGUGGCACUCAAGUGCCAGCGACAUGUCCGACUCCGAGGACGAAAUUCAGGACCGUCAGCUGAAGAUAGUCAUCCUUGGGGAUGGCGCGUCAGGAAAGACCUCUUUGGCAAUGCGUUUUGCGCAGGAAGCUUUUGGAAAGCAGUACAAACAAACAAUUGGGCUGGAUUUUUUCCUGAAACGAAUAUCUCUACCAGGUAAUUUAAAUGUUACACUACAAGUCUGGGAUAUUGGAGGACAAACCAUAGGCGGAAAGAUGUUGGACAAAUACAUCUAUGGAGCUCAAGGUAUUUUAUUGGUAUAUGAUAUCACAAAUUACCAGAGUUUCGAGAACCUUGAAGAUUGGUUUGCCGUAGUGAAGAAAGUAAAUGAUGAGUAUGAGCAACAGCCUAUGGUUGCACUGGUUGGAAAUAAAAUUGACCUGGAGCACAUUCGAACUGUGAAGACAGACAAACAUCAACGAUUUUGCCAGGAAAAUAACAUCAGUGGUCAUUUUGUCUCUGCCAAAACUGGAGAUUCUGUAUUCCUCUGUUUUCAAAGGUUUGCUGCAGAGAUUAUUGGUAUUAAACUAAAUAAAGCAGAGAUUGAACAAUCACAGCAUAUUGUCAGGGCCGAAUUGGUAAAUUACCCACAUGAUGCGAAUCUAUCCCAGGGUUCUGUACCCUGCCGAAGUAGAGUGUGUGUCAUACAAUAAUUUCAGCGCGUAGUGAAGGCAGAUAUUGUGAAUUACAGCCAGGAGCCUGUGGUGAGAACUGUGAACCCUCCCAGAAGUUCAAUGUGUGCAGUUCAGUGAUCCUGUCACAUACCCAUAUUAGUACAUUUGGCAAUCCUGCUUCGUUCACACAGGCCCAUUCUUCCUCAGGAACUUCAUUUUGACAGCAACCAUCUCUGCAACACAGUUACUGUAUGCUAAGAAACACAAGGCAGCCACUGUCGACUGCAGAGAUCCACGAAGUUGGACCAUGCAUUUGAGUAUGAUUUUCUAAAUCGAGUCACGAAAAGAUAUUUGUCACUUACUUUAAAAUGAUGAUGUAACUGCAUCAAAUGUGUAUUUUGCAACUUAAAAAAUCAAGUUUGUACAACAGGGCAUUUAAAUGUAUUUCAUCAUUUACAGAAAUCUGUAUUUUAAAUGAAAUCUCAUUUAAAAGAACAGGGUAGAGUUUUGUAGCCCUGAGGAAAAAUAUUUUUUAUUGCAACUUGAUUUUAUUUUAGCAAAUGUGGACAGGAUCGUAUACUGGUAUGAAGAUCAGAGUCUUACAAGAUAAGAAAGUGGGAAGCCUGUAAAAACUAAUUUGGCCCUCUGAAGUAUGGCCCUUUUGUACCUUUACUUUGUGCAGCAUCCAGCUUGAAAUCUUUUGUUUCUGUUACUUUGCUUGACAUAUUAUUAAAUGCAUUUAUGACUUUGAGUAUGAUAGUUAUUUGAUUAUGUUACAUCAAACAAAAUCUGUGUUCUCAUAGCUUGAAAUAUGGUAUUUGUACCACAUGAUAUUUUUCAAACCUUGGUAGGGGUUUCCUUACCAUUUUGUUUUCAGGCUUUCUGCUUAUUGGUUUUUCCUUCUGAUUCUUGAAAAACAGUGAUGUUUGUCUUUGCAUCUUCGUGAAAUUUGUAAAUCCGCUCCAUAUUAAAUGUUAAAAUCUUCAUCUCUAUUUUUCUGAAUGAGGCACCUUUUGCCUAAUAAUGCAUGCUACGGUUAUUUGUCAUUUUUAUUUGUCAAUCAUACAUUUAAUUUUUGCCAGUAAUAAAUGCUAUUUAUUUUAAAAUGUAAAACUUGAAAUUCUUUACCUAAAUUCUCUAUAUUUUAGGUAACCUUGCUGUCAAAUUUGACCACCUUUGUUUGAUGUGUAUUAUUUAUAGGAUCCCAGGCUGUUAGUUUAUUCUAUGAAAUCAAGUGGGAGAAAUUAGAACCCCAAUCUGACUGACUUCAUGCAGGAUAUCCCAUUCUAAAUUCUCCAGCCAUGUUAAGGCAGGACAUUCUAUAAACAUUCUUACCAAGGUACUAUGAGGAGCAUGAAAAUAUUUUUUGAAAUUUUGAAUUGACUACCAUAGCCUCUUUAAGUUUAGCUCUUCAAAAAUUUGAUUAGAAUCUUUCUUCAUGCUCACCCUUCACCAAUAUUUUAAUUUAAAGAGUAGAAUGCCCCUGCAUGGUCUGAGAAUUCCACAUUUCUUUGUAUCCUCUCACCAACCUAUCUAAUCAAUUUCAUCAUAUCUCAUUAUUUGUACAUAUACAACCCUCUGCCAUGCACAUAUUCUACUAGCGUACUACAGAAAUAAAAUACUACAAAUAGAUGAUUGGGAAAAUGAGGUGCAAUUCUCACAAAAACAGAUUCUGCACCAAUUCCAGCAAAAACAGAAUGCUGGUUUUCAUCCUCUGAAAUUUUGGAGUUUCAGGCUUUUGUGAGUAAUAUGUUUCUUUAAUAAACAUUUUGCCAGUGGCACUGAGCAUUUUCUGUAAAUCCAAUAGAUAAACAGUUGCAUUGUUUGCAUUCAUCGAAUGCUGCAUUUUCUAUUUAUAUGUAGAAAUCUAAUGGAAUCUUCCUAACUUUAUUUUAUCUUCACUCUAGUAAAACCCUUUGUAUAGUAGUUUUUUUUUAUUAUUUCACUUUAUUAUUAAUAACAAACCAUUGACUUGUAGCUGCCUUAAAUCUGUGUGUAUGUGUGUAUACAUAAUAUAAUAUACACACAUAUAUAUAAAUAAUAUAUAUAUUAUAUACACACACACAUAUAGUUCCCUUCCUACAUUUUUUCUUUACUUAAAUCAUACUCAAUGCACUGCCUACGGGACUUAGGCUUAUGCAUAUUGAUAAUGACGUGUUUGUUUAAGACACCCCUGUACUUCGACAUUUUCCAUAUAUCUUUGUACCAAUGAUCAAAUUGAAUGCAGUGCAGCAGCACUAAUUUAACCAAACCUUUGUCCAUGUUUCUCAAAAAUAAAUACAUAUUUGGAUACCAAAUAUCUGACACUUGCUGAAUACACAGACCCCCUUAAAUAUAUUUUGUUUUAGCUGUUUAAUUUUAAGAACACUCUGAAGUACAUUCCAUUUGAUACUUGAAUGAGUGCAGCAAAGAAAAGAGUAUUGACAUUUGCAUUUGGACCUAAUUUGUAUUUUUGAAUUUUGUGGAAGCAGUCAAAUCUUUGUGGAUUGUUGGUAACAGAUUGAAUAAUUUCCAUUUGAAGUUCAGCAAAACACUAACGUCAUAUACAGCCAAACAAUGUUGGCAAAUUUUAUAAAUAUCAUGUAUAUUUUAGUUUGGUGACAGUAAUGACAAAUAUUUCUUUGAACUUUAAAAUAGUCCUCACUAAUACUUCAUGAUAGUAAUUGUUAAGCAAAUUAAGGUACAAUAAUCAGUAUAAAAUAGAUUAAAUGUAUUCAAUAAAAUCUUUUUUGCAGUUUUCUUAAUAAAUGGUUCAUGUUGCUAUCUGGAUGCAUUAUGUUUGCAUUAUGAAUAAAAGCUUAUUUGUUUCAAAAUAUUUUAAAUAUUUGAACAUGAAUUUUGUCAUAAGGAUAUUUAGUUAUGUUGCAGAUUUAUUUUACUGCUUUAUUUCUUGCAGAUAAACGUGCAUUACACCAUUAAAGGGAUAUAGAAUAUGAACCCUUUAAAUUAUUGGUGGGCACAGAACUGGAAUAUAAUUGCUCUUGAAUGUUGUAAAUUAUAUGUAGGGCUUAUUUGUAUGUGAAUAUAUUGAAAAAUGCUUUAUGCUGUUAAAAUGUAUAUCUGCUCAUAAAUACAGAAUCAUUGAGAUUUGUGAAAGUUAGCUUGGGCUGAUUUAUUGAAUAUACGUCACUAGUCUAGUUAUCAAAAAUACUUUAAUUAUUUUACUUUUACGUUGAUUCUUUUAAGUGUUCAUGCACAUAAUGUGCAAUUAAACAAAUUGUAUUUUUAAAAGUAAACUUAACCAAUGUAGUAAUUUAAUGCAAAGUUGCUGAAAUAAUUGUACAAGUCAAAAUUCUGUUUUGUUCUUCCAAAUUUCAAUUUUGGCUCUAGGUUUACAGUAUCGUUUGUAUGGACUAAGACAGAAAUCUGUGGUUAAAGGGCCUUUAUCACUUAUAAAAAGUUCAGUGAUACUAAAAUAUAGACUUGUGUUUCAUGUUUCCAGACAUUCCUCUAUACAUAUUCUGAAGCAGGCAUUCUGUAGCGGGAUAUAUUCCACAUUUUCCUACAGUUCAUUAUUGAAGUGAGAGGACUCAGAAGAAUAAGACAAGAAUGAAAAUGCCCCUGUUGUUGCUGUUGCUAUGGGCCUUUGUCUACUCGAGGUGAAGGAGUACCUUUCUUUCUGACCUUUCUCCCACUUUCUUGAGAAAAGAUGCUCAAAAUCCUUGGAAAACAUAAAAGGGGAUAAAGUCUUCCUAUGUUGGCACUCCAUUUUUUUUUAUUGCUUUGAGCCUGAAGAUUGAAUAUAUCUUUGUCCAAAAAAAGGGCCCCUAAGGUCCAACUUGUGAGUUUGAUGUUGGAAUUGUAGAGGUUUUACUGCAUGUUGUACCUUAUGUAUUUUCUUGCAGAAAGCAGUGUCAGUUCUCACUCAAAAUUUCACUGUAUAAGGAUACAAAACCAGGGAAGUCCUAGGUUUGACUACAGGCCAUUAUUGGAUUACAGAUGUUAAACUUGAAUUUCAAUGGUAUCAAGUUGGAUUUACAGGAACCUCCUUAAUCAAAAAUUUACCUAUUAUCCUAUUGUACUUGCCACAGAACAGCACAACAAAAUGACAACCAAAAUUUUUAAAGACAGAUAAACCUGUCAUCGCUCCGUGGGAGUAAAAUUACCCUUUACUCACAACAUGAAUAUGAAACAUCUCUGUUGGUGUGUUCUGGAGCAGAAACUUAAAUUCUUAAAUCAUGGAAGUCUGUUAGACUACAGUUUGCAUUGAUGGCAAGAGAAAAGAAAUUUGAAGAUAAAUAUUUAAACAAUUUCAUUU
Mobula hypostoma (lesser devil ray) is the source of this 5592-nucleotide messenger RNA. It is a transcript of the gene rab28, whose product is annotated as RAB28, member RAS oncogene family. Gene Ontology annotation, biological process: regulation of exocytosis. The coding region runs from base 705 to 1373 and encodes 222 amino acids. Lineage: Eukaryota; Metazoa; Chordata; Chondrichthyes; Myliobatiformes; Myliobatidae. The record is from RefSeq and is a predicted model, not a curated record. The transcript is spliced from 8 exons. Gene Ontology annotation, molecular function: GTP binding; GTPase activity.